UUUCCGCUAGGCCACCAUGCCCUCCGGAAGAUAGUUUGUUGUAGUUGAGCAUUGGAAUGAGUGAAAGGUGUCUACAUCUUGUUUAUAAACACAUCGUGUGGGUCUCAGGUUAGAUAACAAAGCCGAUAAACAAGGCUGAACACGACAGACACUUAAAUACAACAUUAAAAUUGUGUAAAUAAUCCCGGUGUAGUUCAUAAGCGCUCUGGGGCCAGGCGAAGAGCGAGGAGGGAGGCUAUGGAGCCCUCACCGGUAAAGGGGAAACCGCAGGGUCGGUUGCUCGUUUCUACGACUUUAGACGCCAAAGAUGAGCUAGAGGAGCGCCUGGAGAGAUGCGUCGGAAUUGUGACGUCCCUGAUUAAUGGGCUGUCGGAACGCGAAGCCAACGAUGCCCUGACUGCCCACGUGUGUAAGGGGGCCCAGCAGCACGAGGAGGUCUGCUUGGGACUCUUCACGUUGCUGCUGACGGAGCCGGCGCAGGCACAGAGGUGUUACAGGGACUUAACGCUGGUCAACAGGGAUGGGAUGAAUGUGGUUCUCGUCAAGAUCAACCAAAUUCUCAUGGAGAAGUUCCUGAAGCUGCAGGACGUUUGCCGUAGUCAGUUGGUCUGGCUGGUGCGCGAGCUGGUGAAGAGCGGCGUCAUCGGUGCCGAUGGGGUCCUGAUGACCCUCAUGAAGCAGAUCGCUGGAGGAGACAUCUCCACCAAGAACCUGUGGCUGGCUGAGAACGUCCUGGACAUCUUGGUGGAGCAAAGGGAGUGGGUGACAAAGAGCGGGAUGCUGAUCGCCAUGUCUGUCUACACGUACCUGCGCCUCAUCGUGGACCACCAUGGCAGCCCGACCCUCCUGGCGCUCCGGCAAAAGGAGGUGGACUUCUGCAUCGGGCUCCUCAGGGAGAAGUUCAUGGACUGUUUCAUCAUUGGGAGGGAUCUGGUGCGUCUGCUUCAGAACGUUGCCCGGAUUCCUGAGAUGGAGCUCCUGUGGAGGGACCUUCUGCACAACCCACAGACUCUCAGUCCUCAGUUUACAGGCAUUCUGCAGCUCCUGUCCUCUCGCACGUCCCGCAAAUUCCUGGCGUGUCGACUAACCCCUGACAUGGAGACGAAGCUGCUCUUCAUGACUUCCCGGGUCCGAUUUGGGCAGCAGAAGCGGUACCAGGACUGGUUCCAGCGGCAGUACCUGUCGACGGCGGACAGCCAGUCGCUGCGCUGCGACCUGAUCCGUUACAUCUGCGGCGUGGUGCAUCCCUCCAACGAGGUGCUGAGCUCCGACAUCCUGCCCCGCUGGGCCAUCAUUGGCUGGCUGCUCACCACCUGCACGUCCAACGUCGCGGCCUCCAACGCCAAGCUGGCUCUCUUCUAUGAUUGGCUGUUUUUCAACCCGGAGAAGGACAGUAUCAUGAAUAUAGAGCCAGCCAUCCUGGUCAUGCACCACUCCAUGAAGCCUCACCCCGCCAUCACCGCCACUCUGCUGGACUUCAUGUGCAGGAUAAUCCCCAACUUCUAUCCAGCCCUGGAGGUCAACGUCCGCCAGGGCAUCUUCAACUCUCUCAACUUCAUCAUGGAGAAGAGAGUGCUGGCCCACUUGGCCCCCCUGUUUGACAACCCCAAGCUGGAUCGCGAGCUGAGGUCCAUGCUGAGAGAGCGGUUCCCCGAAUUCUGUAGCUCCCCCUCACCGCCAGUGGAAGGUCAGCAAGUGAAAAUGGAAGAGUCUGUUUCCUUGGAGAUGGAUAAUCAUGUUUUAGACAAGGAGGAUGGUUGCUACGACAACACAGAGGCCACCUUCAGCGAUGACGAGGAGGAGCUCAACAACAAAGGCAAAAAGCGUGAAUUUAGAUUCCACCCAAUCAAAGAAGCCAUUAUUGAUGAGCCCGCUGACAUCACGCCCUUUGUCGACCAAUUGGAUGAGACUCUGCGGGAGAAGGUGUUGCAGCUGCAGAAGGACAGUGACACAGAGACACACUGUGAGGUCAUGCAGGAGAUAGUAGACCUCAUCCUGGAGGAGGACUUUGAUUCUGAGCAAAUGUCAACUUUGGCAUCAUGCCUGGCUGAGCUCUUUAAAGGUCACUUUCGGGGGGACGUGCUGCCGGACGAGAUCACAGAGGAGUCCCUGGAGGAGUCCGUGUGCAAACCCGUGUGCCUGGUCUUCAGGAACCUCUGCCAGAUGCAGGAGGACAACAGCGGCUUCUCCGUGCUGCUGGACAUGCUCGCCGAGCUGUACCAGAAGCAGCCCAAGAUCGGCUACCACCUGCUCUACUACCUGAAGGCCAGCAAAGCGGCGAUGGGGAAGAUGAGCCUAUACGAGUCGUUCGCCCAGGCCACAGCGCUGGGUGACCUGCACACCUGCCUGAUGAUGGACAUGAAGGCGUGCCAGGAGGAUGAUGUCCGGCUGCUCUGCUACCUCACGCCCUCCAUCUACAGCGAGUUCCCGGACGAGACGCUCCGCAGCGGGGAGCUCCUCAACAUGAUUGUGGCCGUCAUCGACUCCACGCAGCUGCAGGAGCUGAUGUGUCACGUGAUGAUGGGGAAUCUGGUCAUGUUCCGGAAAGACUCCGUUCUCAACAUACUCAUUCAAUCUUUGGACUGGGAGACCUUCGAGCAGUACAGCACCUGGCAGCUGUUCCUGGCUCACAGCAUCCCCCUGGAGACCAUCAUUCCCAUCCUGCAGCACCUCAAGUACAAAGAACACCCAGAAGCCCUGUCCUGCCUGCUACUGCAGCUGCGCAGAGAGAAGCCCACCGAGGAGAUGGUGAAGAUGGUGCUGAGCCGGCCGUGCCACCACGAGGACCAGUUCACCACCAGCAUCCUCCGGCACUGGGCCACAAAGCAUGAUGAUGUUCUCGGCGAACACAUCAAGGCCCUGCUGAUCAAGAACAACAGCCUCCCACGCAAACGCCAGAGCCUGCGGAGCUCCAGCAGCAAGCUGGCUCAGCUGACCCUGGAACAGAUCCUGGAGCACAUGGACAACCUGCGGCUGAACCUCAGCAACACGAAGCACAACUUCUUCACCCAGACCCCCAUCCUGCAGGCUCUCCAGCAUGUUCAGGCCAGCUGUGAUGAGGCCCACAAGAUGAGAUUCAGUGACCUUUUCUCAUUGGCUGACGAGUUUGAGGACUCCUCCUCCAAGCCCCCGAAGUCCCGGCGUAAGGCCCCGGUGUCGUCGUCCCUGCGCUCGCGGAAAGGGGCAGCCCAGCCAGCCAGCAAUGAGGAGGAGAGCGUCUCCAGCAGCGCCUCGGAGGAGGAGGAUUCCAAGCCCAAAGCCCCCAAGCGGAAGAGGAAAGGCUCGUCUGCCGUGGGCUCAGACAGCGACUGAGAGACGCCCACCAGCCACGACUGCCAUUGUGACGUUACCGGAGGACAUGUCCGCGGCCCACUCUACUCCCCCGGCGAGGAGCUGCUGUCCCAGAGACAACCCUGCCGCAAGGGACGGGGCUUCCCGCUCCGGCUCUGCCGCCAUUGGCAGAGACCAGAGAUGUGCCCCUCCCCCAAACCCCUCCUCUUUCUGCUCAUUGGCCCUCACGAGACAGUGGGCACAGCAGGGGCUGGAGGGAAUGGGGGGCAAGUAAGGAUGCGGAAAACUCCUGUCACCAUGGUUCGGACAGACCUGACAAACAACGGACCGACAGACUCAGAUUCUGCCUUAUGGAAAUAGGAUUGCACAACAACUUAAAGACUUAAGCGGGCGAGGUGGACUUAUGUCGCUGUAACCCCCCCCCCCCUCCCCAAAAACACCCCAUACUCUAGUACUAACCUGUCACGAACAGCAGCGUGUGAUGCCUCUCGACUUCCUGGAAGACCUUCAGGGACUUCGCCAUAGCUACACGCUCCUCUCAAUUUACUUUUCACUGAGACGGUGCAUUCGAUGGAAAAAAGGUUGCGGAUGAAAAGCGGGGGGUGGGGAGGGUUAGGGUGACGAAUCCUGAAUUCAAGUGAUUUGCAAUGUUUUGUUUAAUAGCAUCAUGGCUAACGGCCAACGGACGGUUAAGCUGUGGAUGAGUUUUAACUGACCCUGUCAGCGGCCUGCCCUUCACUUACAGACUUGGAGGCAAGAACAGCCAGCCUGUUGACAGAUGUCUCUACUUUUCUGUAAUUGUAACUUAGAGACCUCAUGUCAACAAGGCCCUGCUUGUGUCUUUCACUGCAAGUAGGAGGUAUGGGUAGGUGGGGAUUAUGGACAUCUGAUACAAGUUUUUAAUUUCUUUUGUUCAGUUAAUUUUCCUAUACAAAAAGACCACAACAUUGCUAUUAAUAAAUAAAAAUGGGGAAAGAACACG
Molecule: messenger RNA, 4273 nt
Organism: Paramormyrops kingsleyae
Lineage: Eukaryota; Metazoa; Chordata; Actinopteri; Osteoglossiformes; Mormyridae
Gene: ints3
Product: integrator complex subunit 3
Cellular component (GO): cytoplasm
Source: RefSeq, a predicted model, not a curated record